AUGGUUCCACCACCAACUGCUACUCUUACUGAGACCGUUGCCUCUGUUGGCAAUGUUGUCAGAGACAACUUCGCCGGUGAGGGCAACACCCUGGCCCAGGCUGCCCCCGAGGCUGGCUCUGGCUCUGGAUACGCCCUGCUGGACGACUUUGCCGGUAAAUGGGAGGAGUUCAAGUUUGCUCCCAUCCGUGAGAGCCAGGUCUCCCGGGCCAUGACCAGCCGUUACUUCAAGGACAUGGACACCUACGCCGAGAGCGACAUCGUCAUCGUCGGUGCUGGCUCCUGCGGUCUCAGCACCGCUUAUGUCCUCGGCAAGGCUCGUCCAGAUCUCAAGAUUGCUUUGAUCGAAGCCUCUGUCUCUCCUGGAGGUGGUGCCUGGCUUGGUGGCCAGCUCUUCUCUGCCAUGGUCCUCAGAAAGCCUGCCCACCGCUUCCUCGAUGACCUGGGUGUCCCGUAUGAGGAGGAUGCCAGCAACCCAAACCUCGUCGUCAUCAAGCAUGCCGCCCUCUUCACCUCUACCUUGCUCUCCAAGGUGCUCUCGUUCCCCAACAUCAAGCUCUUCAACGCAACCUGUGUCGAGGACCUGAUCACCCGUCCGCGCGCCUCUGAGGCCUCGGGCUUCCAGAUUGCCGGUGUCGUCACCAACUGGACUCUUGUUACCCAGCACCACGACGACCACUCCUGCAUGGACCCCAACACCAUCAACGCUCCACUAAUCAUCAGCACCACCGGCCACGACGGCCCAUUCGGUGCUUUCUGUGCCAAGCGUCUUGUUUCUAUGUCUGCCCUUGAGAAACUCGGAGGUAUGAAGGGACUGGAUAUGAACUCUGCUGAGGAGGCCAUUGUCAAGAACACCCGUGAGGUUACCAAGGGCUUGAUCAUCGGUGGAAUGGAGCUUUCUGAGAUUGACGGAUGGCACCGUAUGGGCCCCAUCUUCUCUGCUAUGAUGCUGAGUGGUCUUAAGGUCGCUGAGGUUGCCCUCGAGGUCUUUGAGGAGCGAAAGAAGGAGUGCUCUGCAUAA
Messenger RNA from Trichophyton rubrum CBS 118892, 1020 nucleotides. RefSeq names its product thiazole biosynthetic enzyme, mitochondrial. Gene Ontology annotation, biological process: thiamine biosynthetic process. Bases 1 to 1020 code for a protein of 339 amino acids. The transcript has 2 exons. The record is from RefSeq and is a predicted model, not a curated record. NCBI's taxonomy places the organism in Eukaryota, Fungi, Ascomycota, Eurotiomycetes, Onygenales, Arthrodermataceae.